AUGACGAAGAACCCGGUUAACCAUGGUCGCGCGAAGCAUAUUGACAUCAAGUAUCACCACAUUCGUGAUGAGGUCAAGCGCGGUGAAGUCAAGCUCGAGUACUGCGAAACUGCGGUGAUGUUAGCGGACAUCAUGACCAAGGGACUUCACGGACCACGUCAAAAGGAGCUGACGGCAGCAUUAGGCAUUUAUGCGUGUUCGUAUAGAGGGGGCGUGUUGACGGUCAUCGGUUCCACCAAGAUUGGGUAA
Peronospora farinosa is the source of this 249-nucleotide messenger RNA. The record is from the annotation of a GenBank genome assembly. NCBI's taxonomy places the organism in Eukaryota, Oomycota, Peronosporomycetes, Peronosporales, Peronosporaceae.